This is a messenger RNA of Achroia grisella, 2883 nucleotides long. RefSeq lists its product as uncharacterized. The record is from RefSeq and is a predicted model, not a curated record. The transcript has 2 exons. Lineage: Eukaryota; Metazoa; Arthropoda; Insecta; Lepidoptera; Pyralidae. The coding region runs from base 1 to 2883 and encodes 960 amino acids.
AUGGCUACUUCCUCACGGAUUGCCACUGGUAAUAUGAAACAUCAUUCGAUGUUGCAUUUCGUUAGUAACACUGGCAGGCCGUAUGCACAAAACGGCCGCGACCGGUCGCUCGCCGCACCCGCCGCCGCGCCACUAGCGCCGCUCGCCCCUGUCGCGCCGCCCGCGCCGCUCUCGCCGUAUGCACCGCCGCGUCUCACUGAUGCACCGCGCGCAUCACAUUAUAACUCACAGAUAGCGAAUACUAGUAACGCGACGGCCGCGGACAUUGCGUUAUGCAGUACACAACUAGUUAACAAAACCACUCACAAUACUAUUUUGUUGGCGACCGCACGAGUUAUUGUUUACGAUGUUUAUGGUAGGGAAUGUUUAGUUCGCUGUUUAUUAGAUAACGCUUCGCAAAGUAAUUUUAUUACUAAUAGUACAUGUCAAAAAUUGGGUUUAUGUAACCAACGCAAGACAAAUUUAUUAGUAAAAGGUAUCGGCGGGACGAAUAAGGCUGUCGACACAUUAGUAAAUAUUAAAAUACACUCUCGAUUUAAUUGGAAUAUUUCGUACGAGUUAGAUGCAUUGGUAGUGGAUAGGAUUACGGAACGUUUGCCUAAUAUGACUGUAGAUAGGUGCAUGUUGUCUGAUUUUGACGUGUUACCAUUGGCUGAUGACACGUAUAGCUGUCCAGGUGACAUCGACAUGUUAUUGGGCGCAUCAUUGUUUCAUCAUUUAUUGCUUACAAAUAAAAUUGAAGGUCAGUUAGGUUCUCCCUACGCUUGGGAAACCACGUUAGGAUAUAUUGUUGUAGGACCCGCGCCUGCUACUUUUUGUAACAACACUGUAACGACGUGUUGUGCUAUAGUAUCGAAUUCUCUGGACAAUUUAAUUAAAAGAUUUUGGGAUUUAGAGGAGAUAUACGUACCUCCUAUUAAAAGUCCAGAAGAUAACGCGUGCGAAAAAUAUUAUAGUAGUACUACAAAACGCGACCCGAUCAGUGGUAGGUAUAUUGUGGCUUUACCAUUUUGUAAGGAUCCGUCCACACUGGGCGAUUCUUAUCAGUUGGCUAAAAAACGAUUGUUAUGUUUGGAACGAAAAUUAAUUGCUUCCCCCGCAUUUAAAUUAGCUUAUGACGAUGUCAUUCUCGAUUAUAUAGAUAAGGGGUACAUCUCACCCGCACCUACGUUGGCGUGUGAAGAUAAAUCGCUUUCAUACGUUAUACCGCAUCAUGGAGUGGUUCGUGAGGAUAAGACGACCACUAAAUUAAGAAUUGUUUUAGACGCUAGCGCGAAAACUACUAGUUCCAUUUCAUUAAAUGAUAUUUUGUUUUGUGGCGAAAAUUUGCAGGGUAAUCUUUUUGAUAUAAUAAUUAAUUUUCGGUUAUUCGCGGUCGCACUGUCCGCAGACGUGCGACAAAUGUUUUUGUGCAUAGAGGUUCGUGAAGAGGACCGUAAAUUUCAACGACUAUUGUAUCGUUUUUCACCCACCGAUCCCAUUGUUACCUAUCAAUUUAAUCGUGUUUGCUUUGGUGUUAAAUCUAGUCCGUUUCACGCAUUGCGUACAAUUAAACAGCUCGCUGAGGAUGUUGGAGACUCCUUCCCGCAAGCUAGGGAUGUUUUAGAAUUAGGGUCAUACAUGGACGACGUAGUCCAUUCAGUCGACUCAGAGGAAGAAGGGGUAAAAUUGUCCACUGAGAUGAUCGCAUUUUUUAAAACAGCUGGAUUCAAUUUAGUUAAGUGGACAAGUAAUUCGCAAAUAGUUCUUAACUCAAUUCCUAUUUCUCAUAGACUCGCGGCGCUUAAGGAGUUUGAUGAAACUGACACCCAUAAAGUUUUAGGUUUAUCUUGGUCGCCCCGCACAGAUUUAUUUCGCAUUCAAAUAAACCCGCCUAAUGAGCAGUGCACUAAGCGCGCUAUAUUGUCAUGCGUAGCUAGGUUGUGGGAUCUAAUGGGUUUUUUGGGACCUGUGGUUUUAUACGCAAAGUUACUUGUGAAACAAUUAUGGUUAUUGAAGUGUGAUUGGGAUGACGCGCCGCCUGCAUCGAUAGUAAAACUAUGGAACCAGUACCGUAGUGAAUUGCAUUUAUUAAAUAAAAUUAGUUUUCCGCGUCAUGUUGAUAUAACGAGAGAUAGCGUCGUUACUGUAGUAGGUUUUGCUGAUGUCAGCGAAAAGGCAUAUGGAGCAGUAGUUUAUUUGCAUGUUAGUAAUAACGGAAUUAAUAGCGUUCACUUGAUGUGUUCAAAAUCUAGGGUUUCGCCUACCAAAACGGUAUCUUUGGCACGGCUAGAGCUGUGCGCCGCAUUAGUACUCGCAAAACUCAUUAGAAUUGUGUGUGACACUUGUAGUAAGCGUCUCACUAUUAGCAAUGUUAUCGUAUUUUCUGACUCAACUGUGACACUUUGUUGGAUUUAUUCGUCGCCCCAUAGAUGGGAUAUUUUUGUUGGCAAUCGCGUAUCUCAGUUGCAGUCUUAUUUAGUACCAGAUAGUUUCCGUCAUGUUUCGGGUAUAGACAAUCCUGCUGACUGUCUAUCGCGCGGAUUGACACCCGCACAAAUUAUCGAUCAUCAGUUGUGGUUCCAUGGUCCACCCUGGUUAUCGUCGAGCCCUAGCGAGUGGAAGAUAGCGGAGUUCAAUCCCACUAGUAUAUCGAAUCCUCCCGAGGAAAAAACGCAAGCAUUAUUAGUUUCUGAAAUCGAACCUAGUUUAAUUUUGUUAAAAUUAGCAGAUAAGUUCUCGUCGUGGUCUAAAUUGUUAAGAUCGGCCCCACAUUUCGGUGGGAACUGGGAAUCUAAUAUCAAGAGUCUGAAGAGUCACCUAUAUAAAGUAGUAGGAGAUCAGAUUCCCUCCCGCUCGGACCGCGAUAGCGACAAGACGUGUUCACUACUAAUAAUUAUUUAA